AUGACUGUUGAGAUGGGUCUUAAUCAGUCUUGAUUUGACAUGGGAGGGGGCAAUGGACUUCUAUGUUUAUAUGUCUUGCCAACACCCACUUCGCGUCAUCAAACAUAAAAGCUGCGAUUGGCUGUUUGCAUGUAGCCUACGAGAGUCGAGACAUUGUUGCAAAAUAAACCUGAGACGUGUCGAGCUGCCUGUGAUGAUUAUCUGAAUUCGAUCGGAAACGGUGGCAGAACUAUUCUUCAGUCUGAGGAUAAGCUACAGUUCAACAACUAUUGGAUAUGGUUUGUCGUUAUCUACUCGACCGCAUGGCAUAAAUGAUUCAUCCAACUAGUGGUGGGCAUUACAUUUUACAGUGUACCGUAUUGUAGCCUAUACAGUAGUCUUUGUUUUGCAUUAGAGGCAAGAUCAGAAAAUUGUCACUCUUUCCCAGAAUAUUUCUUACACAUUAGUAACAUUAUCAUUACUUACACAUUAGUAACACUAUCAUUGCAAAAUAAGAAAUGGAUGAAUCAAAUGGUUCUUCAAAAAGGACUAUUCUGUGUUUAUUUGACGUGGACGGCACUCUUACCCCACCGAGAGAGAAAAUUGACCCUAAGCUGGAUGAGUUUUUCCAGUCUCUGCGCAGGAAAGUGAAGAUCGGCAUAGUGGGUGGAUCAGACUACUCAAAGAUCGCAGAACAGCUGGGGGAGGGAGAUGAAGUGAUACAGAAGUUUGACUAUGUGUUUGCUGAGAAUGGCACGGUGCAGUACAAAGAUGGGAAGCUCCUUUCCAAACAGGCCAUCCAGAACCAGAUAGGAGAGGAACUACUGCAGGACCUCAUUAACUUCUGUCUCAGCUACAUGGGGCUGAUCAAGCUGCCCAAGAAAAGGGGCACCUUUAUCGAAUUCCGCAGCGGAAUGCUGAACAUCUCCCCCAUUGGCCGGAGCUGCACACUUGAGGAGCGAAUCGAAUUCUCUGAAAUUGACAAGGUGGUCUCAUCAGUUUUGACGUGUUCCCUGAAGGCUGGGACAAGAGGCUCUGUCUGGACGUGCUGGAGGGGGAGGGCCUGGACGCUAUCUACUUCUUUGGCAACGAGACAUCGUCUGGGGGAAACGACUAUGAGAUCUUCAAUGACCCGCGCACCAUUGGUUUCACAGUAUAUUCACCAGAGGACACAGCCAGGCACUGUCGAGAGAUUUUCUUCAAAGCUCCCGCCAAUGAGUCGUGAUAAAUCGUGCAGCAGGCACUCUCACAGUCAGCUUCCCCUGGGCUCCCCCUGUUGUUGUGGGCAGUUACUAAGAGCACCUGAAGGAGAAGAGGUGGAAAUGGGAGGUAAACCACUACAGAUUUGUAAUCAAUGCAUUGUUGUUGUAAAAUAUUAUUCUAACUAGCACUGGACACAUAAAGGGAUCAUCAGUAAUUCACAUUGGCUGGACUCCCAUUGAAAUUAUUAUGAGAUGUGGACAGAUCUGCUUUUUUAAAGGGAUGGUAGCUCAAACAAUGUGAGGAAGUGUACUAAUGUUUUCAGUUUUUUAUCAUGACUAAGUGUUUCUCUAAGGUUUUAAUGUAAUAUCUGACUGUUUAACAUCUAUCAACCCAAUGUUUUUUGUAGCGUGUCCCUGUAUUUGUAUGUAACAUCAAAUUAACCAAAUGUCUUAUAGGCCCUCCUGUAAGACAAUCCUCUAUUGUGAAUAUCAUGUGAAGAUUUACAUACAUUUUGAGUAUAUAAUGUAAAUACUCACUUAUCUUUUGCACUAAUAUUGAUACAGUUAUCUGACAAACUGGGUUUUGGAUCAUUUGUUUUCUUUGUGAAUGUAGGAAGUGACUAGUGUUGUCUUUGAACAAAAUGGAGCGAGACAGAAGAGAGAAAAUUUGUUUUUUUGCUCUGUGCCAGUCCACUUUCAGAUUAAGUGCCUAUAGAAAGUCUGCACCCCCCCUUGAAUUUGUUUCACAUUUUGUUGCGUUACAAAGUGGGAUUGAAAUAGAUUAAUUGUAAUUGUUUGUCAAGUUUUUUACAAAUGUUUAAAAAAAGUUAUAACUAAAAUAUAAUAAUUCCUUUAAGUAUUCACCCCCUUUGUUUAGGCAAGCCUGAAUUAGUUCAGAAGUCAAAUGUGGCUUAACAAAUCACAUAAUAAUUUAUAUGGACUCACUCUGUACUCUGUGUGAAAUAAUAGGGGUUGACAUUAUAUUUUUUUAUGACCACUUCUUCCUCUGUCCUCCCAGGGCUUUUUCGAAAGCUUCAAAAAUAAAGGGCAGUGAUUGGUAGAUGGGUAACAAUAACAUAUCAGACAUUGAAUAUAUCUUUAAGCAUGGUCAAGUUAAUAAUUAAGUUGUGGAUGAAGCAUUAAACCACCCAGACACAUAAAAAAUACAGUCAUUCUUCUGAACUGAGCUGCAGGAAAGGAAGGAAACUGCUUAGGGAUGUCACCAUGAGGCCACUGGGGAUUUUAAAACAGCUACAGGGUUCAAUGGUUGUGGUGGGAGAACUGAGGAUGGAUCAACAACAUUGUAGUGACUCCACAAUAAUGACCUAAAUGACAGUGAUAAAAAUAAUACAAAUACACAGAAUAAAAAUAUUCCAAAACAUGAAACAAGGCACUAAAGUAAUACUGCAAAAAAACACGGCAAAGGAAUAUACUUUUUGGCCUAAAUGCAAAGCCUUAUGUUUGGGGCAAAUCCAACACAACACAUCACUGAGUAAUUGCCUUCAUGGUAUGAGUAUGCUUGACAUCGGCAAAGACUGGGGAGUUUUUCAGGAUGAAAACCAACGGGAUGGAGCUAAGCACAGGCAAAAUCCUAUAGGAAAACCUGCUUCAGUCUGCUUUACACCAGACUCUGGGAGAGGAAUUCAUCUUUCAGGAGGACAAUAACCUACAACACAAAGCUGAAUAUACACUGGAGUAGCUUACCAAGGAGACAGUGAAUGUUCCUGAGUGGGCAAGUUACAGUUUUGACUUAAAUCUGCUUGAAAAUCUAUGGCAAGACUUGAAAAUUGCUAUGUAGCCAUGAUCUCCAACACCUUGUCAGACCUUGAAUAAUGGGAAAAUAUUGCAUAAUCCAGGUGUGCAAAGCUCUUAUGAGACUUACCCAAGAUGACUCAAAGCUGUAAUCGCUGUCAAAAUGUGUUUCUAACAUGUAUUGACUCAGGGGGGUGAAUACUUAUCUAAUCAAGGUAUAUAAAAACAAAUGUUAGAAUUUUUUCUUCCACUUUGACAGUAUUUUGUGUAGAUUGUUGACAAAAAAUUGACAAAUCAAUUUUAAUUCCACUUUGUAACACAAUAAAAUGUGAAGAAAUCCAAGGAGGGUGUAGACUUUCUACACAAAAGGGUUCUUCGGCUGUCCCCAUAGGAGAACCCGUUUCGGUUCCAGGUAGAACCCUUUUUUUAUUCCAGGUAGAACUCUUUUGGGUUCCAUGUAGAACCCUUUGUAGAAAGGGUUCAAUCUGGAACCAAAAAGGUUUCUUCAAAGGGUUCUCCUAGGGGGACAGCCGAAAAACCCUAAUUAGAAUCUAGAUAGCACCUUUUUUUCUAAGAGUGUUUAGGCACUGUAGAAAGAAGUCUUACCUCAUCUAUGCAAUUACAUAUAAAUUAUUCCUGCUACUUCAGUCUGCACCGCUAUAAGAAAUGGAUCUCACAGAUGGCUUAUACACCCUUUACAUUACCUACCCAGUAUAUUCAUAGGUACACGUCCUUUAGUUGUAUCUUAUCAAAUCAAAUUUGAUUAAAAGGUUAAUGACAUCUGCGACAAAUACAAUAAUCUGGAUGUCUUGACCCUUCUGCCAAAGGCCAUUAGACCUUCCUGAAUGACAAAGGUCCAGUGGACUCACUUGUACAGUUUGAUCGACAUACACUAAUUGUGAAAUCAUCAUGUGAUUGUUGAGUACUGUAUUCAUUUGAACUAUGUUCAUUGUAAUAAAUUAUUUUAUAUCAUCGUG
Salvelinus fontinalis (brook trout) is the source of this 3910-nucleotide messenger RNA. Its product is annotated as phosphomannomutase 1-like. Gene Ontology annotation, cellular component: cytosol. The record is from RefSeq and is a predicted model, not a curated record. Gene Ontology annotation, molecular function: phosphomannomutase activity. The transcript is spliced from 7 exons. The coding region runs from base 498 to 1367 and encodes 289 amino acids. Gene Ontology annotation, biological process: protein N-linked glycosylation; mannose metabolic process; GDP-mannose biosynthetic process. NCBI's taxonomy places the organism in Eukaryota, Metazoa, Chordata, Actinopteri, Salmoniformes, Salmonidae.